This is a messenger RNA of Lathyrus sativus (Indian pea), 2319 nucleotides long. The record is from the annotation of a GenBank genome assembly. Lineage: Eukaryota; Viridiplantae; Streptophyta; Magnoliopsida; Fabales; Fabaceae.
AUGCAGCAAGGUGAUCAAACUGUUUUGAGCUUGAGACCUGGUGGUGGUCGAGGAAACAGGCUUCUUGCGCCUAGAUUUGAAUCUUCCUCUUCCAACUCAUCGGUUUCCCCGGCUUUUGGUUCCUUUCCGUCUGAUCUUCUUCGUCAACAUGGUGCCGCUCAACCUCGUUUUGCAUUCAAGAUUGGAGAUUCACAGUUUGAAGGCCGUGAGCGGGUGCGAUAUUCAAGAGAAGAGCUCCUGCAUAUUAAGGAGACUGUUGAGGAGACCCCUGAAGAUAUUUUAAAGCUCAGACAUGAAAUCGAUGCUGAACUUUUUGGUGAAGAUCAAAGUUGGGGUCGUGUUGAAAGCAAUGCUCCAACUCAAACUCAAACUCGAUAUGCUGAACCAGAUAAUCGUGACUGGCGUGGUCGAUCUGCGCAACUUCCGGCUAACGCAGAUGAGAGGUCCUGGGAUAAUAUCAAGGAGAAUAGAGAGUUUGGCACUAGUCAACCGAAUUCUCAGUACCCACGUUCUAACCAAGGGGGAGGACCUGCUCCUACUCUAGUAAAGGCUGAGGUACCAUGGUCUUUUAGAAGGGGAAGUCUCUCUGACAAGGACCGUGUCUUAAAAACAGUUAAAGGUAUACUGAACAAGUUGACUCCAGAAAAAUUUGAUCUUUUGAAGGGUCAGUUGAUCGAAUCUGGCAUUACAUCAGCUGAUAUAUUGAAGGGAGUUAUUUCACUGAUAUUUGAUAAGGCAGUGCUUGAACCAACAUUCUGCCCCAUGUAUGCACAGCUGUGUUCUGAUCUUAACGAAAAGCUGCCACCAUUCCCAUCUGAAGAACCUGAUGGUAAAGAAAUUACUUUUAAGAGAGUACUCUUGAAUAACUGCCAGGAGGCUUUUGAAGGUGCUGGUAAACUGAGGGAAGAAUUAGCGCAGAUGACUUCCCCUGAGCAGGAGUCAGAGCGACGUGACAAGGAAAGAGUUGUCAAGAUUCGUACCCUUGGAAACAUCCGUUUAAUUGGUGAGCUGCUGAAGCAAAAAAUGGUUCCUGAAAAGAUUGUCCAUCACAUUGUUCAGGAGCUUUUAGGAGCUUCCGACAGCAAAGUCUGUCCAGCUGAGGAAAAUGUUGAAGCCAUAUGUCAUUUUUUCAACACUAUUGGCAAGCAGCUUGAUGAAAGCCCAAAAUCAAGACGUAUAAAUGAUGUGUAUUUUGGCCGAUUGAAAGAAUUGAGCACCAAUCCACAACUUGUACCAAGGAUGAGAUUCAUGGUGCGCGAUGUUAUAGAUUUGCGUGCUAGUAACUGGAUCCCAAGACGUGAAGAGGCAAAGGCCAAAACCAUAUCUGAAAUUCAUUCGGAGGCCGAAAAGAAUCUUGGAUUGCGUCCAGGUGCCACUGCUAGUAUGAGAAACACCCGUGUUACUGGUAUUCAAGGAAAUACCAGCGCUGGGGGCUUUCCCAUUGCACGGCCUGGUACAGGAGGUUUAAUGCCUGGGAUGCCGGGUGUGAGGAAGAUGCCGGGGAUGCCUGGUAUUGAUAAUGAUAACUGGGAGGUGCCUAGGACUAGAUCUAUGCCAAGAGGAGACAUGUCGCAAACUGGAGGACGUGGCCAGUCUCCUUUCCUUUCCAAGCCAUCCCCUGCCCUAAACUCAAAGUUACUGCCUCAAGGUAGCAGUGGCCUUGUAAGUGGGAAAAAUAGUGCACUGGUUCAUGGAGGUCGCCCAACAAGCUUUGCUUCAGCUUUAGAGCCUGCGCCUCAAAUAUCUUCACCCGUUAAACCUGUUUCUGCUGUAUCCCCUGAGAAGCCCCAGGCCCCAGCUGCAAAAUUGAAUAUUGAUGACCUACAACGCAAAACUGUAUCUCUUCUGCAAGAGUAUUUCAAUGUCCGGCUUUUGGAUGAGGCAUUGCAGUGCGUUGAGGAAUUAAAAGCUCCGACAUAUUACCCUGAGUUUGUCAAGGAAGCCAUUUCCCUUGGAUUAGAUAAAAGCCCGCCAUGUGUUGAACCUGUUGCUAAGCUUAUUGAGUAUCUAUUUUUGAAGAAGAUUCUCUCAGCUAGAGACAUAGGAACUGGAUGUUUGUUAUUUGCUUCUCUGCUUGAUGAUAUUGGCAUAGAUUUACCUAAAGCACCGAGCAACUUUGGUGAGAUAAUAGGGAAACUAGUUUUGGCUGGUGGUUUGGACUUUAAGGUGGUUAGAGAAAUCCUUAAUAAGGUGAGUGAUGACUACUUCCAGAAAGCAAUAUUCACAGCUGCGGUCCAGGUAAUUAGCUCUUCAUCUGGGCAAGCUGUGUUGGAUGCACAAGCAUCUGAUAUUGAGGCAUGCCAAGCUCUGCUCCAGUGA